This is a messenger RNA of Zymoseptoria tritici IPO323, 3779 nucleotides long. It is a transcript of the gene PYC, whose product is annotated as pyruvate carboxylase. The transcript is spliced from 5 exons. Gene Ontology annotation, cellular component: cytoplasm. NCBI's taxonomy places the organism in Eukaryota, Fungi, Ascomycota, Dothideomycetes, Mycosphaerellales, Mycosphaerellaceae. Bases 201 to 3779 code for a protein of 1192 amino acids. Gene Ontology annotation, biological process: pyruvate metabolic process; gluconeogenesis. The record is from RefSeq and is a predicted model, not a curated record. Gene Ontology annotation, molecular function: pyruvate carboxylase activity; metal ion binding; ATP binding.
CGUCUCUCUCCUCAUUCCGACCGAGCGGAGGAGACACAAAGCCACGACCCCUCACCGCAAGAGCUUCGAAGAUAGCUCGACCGCCAAAACCAAAUCUCCUCUCCUCCCGCUCGAGUAAAACUUCUCCUGCUCCCCGAGCACCACACCGACCUCCGCCUCCGCCGCCAGCUGGCCCAUAAUACCCCCGCGGCCUGCCCAGCAUGUCGACCACCCAGAAGGAGAAGGAAAACACCGACUACGGCACACCUCAUGCCGACGGCGAUACCCAUCAAGAUGCCAACACGGUGCACACUCGGCUGCGCGCCAACAGCUCUAUCAUGCAGCUGAACAAGAUCCUCGUGGCCAACCGAGGGGAGAUUCCAAUCCGUAUCUUUCGUACUGCACACGAAUUGUCCCUGCAGACAGUCGCAGUCUACUCGCAUGAAGAUCGUCUCUCAAUGCACAGGCAAAAGGCCGACGAGGCAUAUGUCAUUGGAAAGCGAGGACAGUAUACUCCUGUUGGCGCAUACCUGGCCGGCGACGAGAUCAUCAAGAUUGCGAAAGCGCAUGGCGUCCACUUCAUCCACCCCGGAUACGGUUUCCUCAGUGAGAACUACGAAUUCGCCAAAGCCGUAGAGGCCGCCGGUAUCAUCUGGGUCGGACCAAACCCUGAGACCAUCAACGACCUGGGUGACAAGGUGUCUGCACGAAAGUUGGCCGCAAAGGCGGAUGUGCCAACAGUCCCCGGUACUCCAGGCCCAGUGGCCAAGUUUGAAGCAUGCAAGGAAUUUACCGACGAAUACGGCUUCCCAAUCAUCAUCAAGGCCGCAUUUGGUGGUGGUGGACGUGGCAUGCGUGUGGUUUGGAAGCAGGAGGACCUCAAGGAUUCGUUUGAGCGUGCCACAUCCGAGGCCAAGUCGGCUUUCGGUAACGGAACCGUCUUCAUUGAGCGCUUCCUCUACCGUCCCAAGCAUAUCGAGGUCCAGCUUUUGGGAGACAACCAUGGCAACGUCGUCCACUUGUACGAGCGUGACUGUUCCGUGCAGCGUCGUCACCAAAAGGUCGUCGAAUUGGCUCCGGCCAAGGAUCUACCCCAAGAGACGAGAGACGCCAUUCUCAACGAUGCCGUACGACUCGCAAAGUCCGCCAACUACCGCAACGCUGGAACUGCCGAGUUCUUGGUCGAUCAGGAGGGUCGCCAUUACUUUAUUGAGAUCAACCCGCGUAUUCAAGUCGAGCACACCAUUACUGAGGAGAUUACGGGUAUCGAUAUUGUGGCUGCGCAGAUCCAAAUCGCAGCUGGUGCUUCUUUGGAACAGCUUGGUCUGACCCAGGACCGCAUUUCGACCAGAGGAUUUGCCAUUCAGUGCCGUAUCACGACUGAGGAUCCUGCAGAGCAGUUUAAGCCAGACACCGGCAAGAUUGAGGUCUACCGAUCGGCUGGCGGUAAUGGUGUACGUUUAGACGGAGGCAACGGAUUCUCCGGAGCUGUCAUUACGCCAUACUACGACAGCAUGUUGGUAAAAUGCACCUGCUUGGGUUCCACCUACGAGAUCGCUCGCCGAAAGGUGCUCCGCGCCUUGGUCGAAUUCCGAAUCCGCGGCCUCAAGACCAACAUUCCUUUCCUCGCUUCCCUCCUCACCCACGAAACUUUCAUCGAAUCCAAGUGCUGGACCACAUUCAUCGACGACACACCCGAGCUGUUUAAGCUGAUCGGCAGCCAGAAUCGCGCGCAAAAGCUGCUCAGCUAUCUCGGCGAGGUCGUCGUCAACGGCCCACAAGUUGUUGGACAAAUCGGCGAGUCCAAGUUCAAGGGCGAGGCUAUCAUACCCACCCUCUACGACGAUGCUGGGAAAGAGAUCGAUACCUCUGUUCCCUGCACCAAGGGAUGGCGCAACAUCAUUGUCGAGCAAGGUCCAGAGGCAUUCGCCAAAGCCAUGCGCAAGAACAAGGGUUGUCUCAUCAUGGACACAACCUGGCGUGAUGCCCACCAAUCUCUCCUCGCAACUCGCAUGCGUACGAUUGAUCUUCUCAACAUCGCCAAGGAGACCUCAUACGCUCUUAGCAAUGCUUGGGCGCUGGAAUGCUGGGGUGGAGCGACAUUCGACGUUGCCAUGCGAUUCUUGUAUGAAGACCCAUGGGAGCGACUCCGCAAGAUGAGGAAAGCUGUGCCGAAUAUUCCCUUCCAGAUGCUGUUGCGUGGUGCGAACGGUGUUGCGUACUCCAGUCUGCCGGACAAUGCCAUCUACCACUUCUGUGAGCAGGCCAAGAAGAACGGUAUGGAUAUCUUCAGGGUGUUCGAUGCCUUGAACGAUACCGACCAGUUGGAGGUCGGUGUGUCCGCUGUGCUGAAAGCGGGUGGUGUCGCCGAGGGUACUGUUUGCUACUCUGGUGACAUGUUGAACCCGGAGAAGAAAUACAACCUGGAAUACUACAUGAAGGUUGUGGACAAGAUCGUCAAGAUGGGCGCACACAUCAUCGGUGUCAAGGACAUGGCUGGUGUGCUCAAGCCCAAGGCCGCAAGACUCUUGAUCGGCUCCAUCCGCGAGAAGUACCCGGACAUUCCAAUCCACGUCCACACUCACGACUCCGCCGGAACUGGUGUCGCUUCCAUGGUUGCUUGCGCCCAGGCUGGUGCCGAUGCCGUCGAUGCUGCCACUGACAGUCUCUCCGGAACGACCUCCCAACCCAGCAUCGGUGCUCUUGUCGCCUCUCUCGAGGGCAGCGAUUUCGAGGCUGGCCUCAACUCUCACCACCUUCGCGCGUUGGACUCUUACUGGGCUCAAGUCCGCAUGACGUACUCUCCCUUCGAGGCUUGGCUCACCGGUCCCGAUCCCGAGGUCUACGAGCACGAGAUCCCCGGUGGUCAACUCACCAACCUCAUCUUCCAGGCCUCUCAGCAAGGUCUCGGCGCGCAGUGGGCCCAGACCAAGAAGGCCUACGAGCAAGCCAACGAUCUCCUCGGCGACAUCGUCAAGGUCACACCCACCUCCAAGGUCGUCGGCGACCUCGCCCAAUUCAUGGUCUCCAACAACCUCACACCCGAAGAAGUCCGAGAAAAAGCCAAGGAACUCGACUUCCCCUCUUCCGUCCUCGAAUUCUUUGAAGGUCUCAUGGGUCAACCCUACGGCGGCUUCCCUGAACCUCUUCGCUCCGACGCCCUCCGCGACCGCCGCAAGAUGGACAAGCGUCCCGGCCACUACCUCUCCCCCAUCAACUUUGACGAAAUCCGCGAGAAGCUCAAGGAAGAAUACGGUGGCUGCUCCGAGACGGACGUCGCGUCGUACACCAUGUACGCCAAAGUGUUCCAGGACUACAAGAAAUUCACGGCCAAGUACGGCGACUUGUCGGUGUUGCCGACGCGGUACUUUCUCAACAAACCGGAGGUCGGGGAGGAGUUUUCCGUGGAGCUGGAGAAGGGGAAAAUCAUCAUCCUCAAGUUACUCGCUGUCGGACCGCUUUCGGAACAGACGGGGCAGAGGGAGGUUUUCUUCGAGACGAAUGGUGAGAUGCGACAGGUCACCGUGCAGGAUAGUCAUGCUUCGGUGGAGAAUGUUUCGCGACCAAAGGCCGAUUCGGGGGAUUCGUCACAGGUCGGAGCGCCGAUGAGUGGAAUGGUGGUGGAGAUCAGGUUGAAGGAUGGGGCGGAUGUGAAUAAGGGGGAUCCGAUUGCGAUUUUGAGUGCGAUGAAGAUGGAAAUGGUCAUUUCGGCUCCGCACUCGGGUAAAGUCGAGUCGAUGAGUGUCAAGGAGGGGGAUUCGGUGGAUUCGGGGGAUUUGGUGUGUAAGAUUGCGAAGUAG